GUCUGUCUCAGGGGUGGGGAUUGACAGCUAUAAUAGUUGUAGAGGAGGUAGUUUAAGGACAUUUUGGUUAUAAUAUAGAGGAAAUAGUUUCAGGACAUUAAAAAAUGUGGUUUUCUGGCGAGCAUUCCUUGGAUGGCAGCUUCCCCCCUUCCCCGACUGAGGACAGGGGCUCCAAGCGGCUGUCCUGGAGCAGUCUGCUGCAGAGGCUCACGGAUCUGAAGUCUUUCAACCAGGGACUCUCCACACAACAGUGCAACAGUGAAACUGGUUCUGUAUUAGACAUGUCGCUGUCAGGGUCUGAAAGCAGCUUCUUCUGUUACCCCCCGGAGGAGACCCUGUCUGCAGACGUGGUAGCCACCAUUGCACAAUCCCUCCAGCAGGCGUCACACCUCCUGGGCUGCUCCGCACUCGUCGUUCCAGACUCUUUGCUGGACCUCUUGGGUCAGGAGCUGGUCCGCCUGGCAGUCAGCGAGCCCUGCGGCCUGAAGGGAGCGCUCAUAGACGUGUGCGUGGCCAGGGGGGAGCCGGGGGACCCGUGCACCGUGAAACAGAUCGCGGUGGACGCCGGCUUGGUCCCCACUUUCCACGUCACCCUGGUGCUGAGAGCCGAGUCCGGAGGACUGUGGCCCAAAGUGCGGGGGUUCUUCAAAGGCGGCGAGACGUACGGGACGCCCGCCAGGCGGUCUUUGAGACUGAGCCCCAGUUUCAGGGCCAUGAAGAGGAAGUUGUAUUGUUCGGGGGAGCUUCUGAUUGAAGAGUGCUGCUGAGGACUCAGAAAGUGGAGCAAACAAACAGCACGAGGCGCACAAUCCUGGAACGACUUUGUGAACAAGGCAGCUGGUCACCUGCGGGUGAACUCGCUGUUGAUGGCGCACGGCAGUAUUUGAUGACCUUUUGUACUGGAAACAAUAAAUUAUUUUAUAUACAUAACUUGU
This is a messenger RNA of Entelurus aequoreus (snake pipefish), 935 nucleotides long. Its product is annotated as DNA damage-inducible transcript 4 protein-like. Bases 105 to 767 code for a protein of 220 amino acids. NCBI's taxonomy places the organism in Eukaryota, Metazoa, Chordata, Actinopteri, Syngnathiformes, Syngnathidae. The record is from RefSeq and is a predicted model, not a curated record. Gene Ontology annotation, molecular function: 14-3-3 protein binding. The transcript has 2 exons. Gene Ontology annotation, cellular component: cytoplasm. Gene Ontology annotation, biological process: negative regulation of TOR signaling; apoptotic process; response to hypoxia.